This is a messenger RNA of Epithele typhae, 570 nucleotides long. RefSeq names its product TB2/DP1, HVA22 family-domain-containing protein. The transcript has 3 exons. The record is from RefSeq and is a predicted model, not a curated record. The coding region runs from base 1 to 570 and encodes 189 amino acids. Lineage: Eukaryota; Fungi; Basidiomycota; Agaricomycetes; Polyporales; Epitheliaceae.
AUGUCUGCCACCCAAAAAGUCCAGCAACACCCCGCCUUCAUCCAGGCCCAAGACAAGGCCAACUACUACGUUAACCAACUCGACAAGGAGCUGUCCAAGUACCCGCUCCUCAACACUUUCGAGCAGCGCACGCAGGUGCCCAAGAGCUAUGCCUUCCUCGGAGCCUCCGCUCUCCUCGUCCUCCUCCACUCGGUGAACGCCUUCGCCGCCCCGAUCUCGAACCUCGUUGGCUGGGCCAUGCCCGCCUACCUCUCGAUCAAGGCCCUCGAGAGCCCCGGCCACCAGGACGACAUGCAGUGGCUCACCUACUGGGUCAUUUUCGGCUUCUUCACCUUCCUCGAGUCCUUCGCCGGCCGCAUCGUCCUCUACUACCUCCCCUGGUACUUUGCCUUCAAGAGCCUCUUCAUCCUCUGGCUCCAGCUGCCGCAGUUCCGCGGCGCGCAAAUGCUCUACGGCACCGUCGUCCGCCCCGUCUUCGCCAACCUGAACGGCAAGGCCACUCACGCCCCCACCCAGUCGGAGCCCGUCACCGCCGACGGCCUCCGGGACCGCGUUGGGUCUUCGGAGUAA